AUGGUUCUGAGCGCCAUCCUAGGCCCAGCGGGGUCCUUUCCCGAGACUGUGGUACCCGUCAGUCACCCCGGUGACCCGAAUGCAGACGAUGCAUGCGUCGAAAAGAAAUCCAGAGAAGGGAGGUCUAUCUCGGACAUCCAGGAUGAUGAAGGACAGGAGGAGAAGGAUAUCGAUACCCUAAUUGAAGAGCUGGAGUCCUUAGACGGCUACGCGGAGUUGAACAUCCAGGAAAGCAACCAAACCGGCCGACUGCGUCCUGUUUCGGAUGAUUUACUUCAAACAGAUUCUCAUACAGGUCUAAGCGCAAAUGAGGUUACAGUUCGUCGCAGAAAGUUUGGCUCGAACGAGAUGAAGGAAGCAAAAGAGAAUCUGUUCUUGAAGUUUGUAUGGUUCUUUAUUGGUCCUGUUCAGUUCGUGAUGGAGGCCGCUGCGGUCCUUGCUGCGUAUUUGAGAGAUUGGGUGGACUUGGGCGUUAUCUGCGGCCUUUUAUUACUCAACGCGUCGGUGGGCUUCGUCCAGGAAUUCCAGGCUGGAUCCAUUGUGAAGGAACUGAAGAAAACACUGGCUCUUAAAGCCGUUGCUUUACGCGAUGGCGUCAUAGUUGACAUUGAUGCAAGCGAACUUGUUCCUGGGGAUAUCGUCAAGCUCGAUGAGGUCGACCAGUCUUCAAUUACAGGCGAAUCUCUGGCGGUUGACAAGCAUAAAGGGGAUAUUUGCUAUGCCUCAUCUACAGUGAAGCGUGGUUGUGCUCGGAUUGUCAUCACAGCAACUGGAAACUGGACCUCUAUAGGGCAUGCAGCAGCAUUGGUCAAUGCUGCAUCAUCAGGCACUGGCCACUUCACUGAAGUUCUUCAUGGGAUCAGUAUCGUCCUACUCAUCCUCGUUAUAAUCACUUUGAUUAUCGUUUGGGUAUCCUCCUUCUAUCGUUCAAACAGCACCACCACCAUCCUGGAGUUUACUCUCGCCAUUACUAUGAUAGGUGUUCCAGUAGGCCUUCCUGCCGUCGUGACCACCACAAUGGCCGUUGGUGCUGCGUAUCUGGCAAAGAAAAAAGCCAUUGUUCAAAAGCUGUCUGCUAUUGAGUCCCUCGCUGGAGUCGAAAUACUUUGCUCCGACAAAACUGGCACAUUAACCAAGAAUAAAUUAUCGUUGACUGAACCUUACACGGUGGCUGGAGUUGAUCCUGAAGAGCUCAUGUUGACAGCAUGCUUAGCCGCCUCCCGGAAAAAAAAGGGCAUGGAUGCGAUCGACAAAGCAUUCUUCAAGGCAUUGUCUUCUUACCCAACAGCUAAGUCGAUGCUCACGCAGUUCAAAGUUCUCGAGUUUUCUCCGUUUGAUCCGGUCUCUAAAAAGGUCACAGCGGUAGUACAGUCUCCUCAGGGCAAACGCAUUACUUGUGUCAAAGGAUCACCACUAUUUGUCUUGAGAACUGUUCAGCAAGAUCAUCACAUCCCGGAGGAUGUCGAACAAUCAUAUAAGAACAAAGUCGCUGAGUUUGCAACUCGUGGGUUUCGUUCACUCGGCGUAGCUCGAAAAUGCGAUGGUGGCGAAUGGGAAAUACUCGGCAUAAUGCCAUGCUCAGAUCCUCCACGACAUGAUACCGCCAAAACUAUCAGCGAAGCUCAGACCCUGGGACUAUCGAUCAAAAUGCUAACCGGAGACGCGGUUGGAAUUGCUCGCGAGACUUCACGACAGUUAGGACUCGGCACAAACGUAUACAACGCAGAACGCCUUGGCCUCGGUGGCGGAGGGACAAUGCCUGGCUCUGAAGUUUAUGACUUUGUCGAAGCUGCCGACGGGUUUGCGGAAGUUUUCCCUGAACACAAAUACAACGUGGUGGAUAUCUUGCAACAGCGUGGAUACCUGGUCGCAAUGACUGGCGACGGCGUCAACGACGCUCCGUCACUCAAGAAGGCUGACACCGGAAUUGCAGUCGAAGGCUCUUCGGACGCCGCGCGAUCAGCUGCCGACAUUGUUUUUCUUGCGCCUGGCUUAUCGGCAAUCAUUGAUGCCUUGAAAACAUCGCGUCAAAUCUUCCAUCGGAUGUAUGCUUACGUGGUAUAUCGAAUUGCGUUAUCACUACACUUGGAGAUUUUCCUAGGCCUUUGGAUUGCAACCAGGAACGAAAGCCUGAAUCUGCAGUUGGUUGUUUUCAUAGCUAUCUUUGCCGACAUUGCAACGUUGGCGAUCGCUUACGACAAUGCUCCGUUUUCCAGCACUCCGGUGAAAUGGAACCUUCCGAAACUAUGGGGAAUGUCAAUUUUGCUUGGAAUUGUUCUGGCAGUAGGAACAUGGGUUACACUCACCACCAUACUGGCUGCCGGGGAAAACGGAGGUAUCAUGCAAAACUACGGCAGGCGGGAUGAAGUCUUGUUUCUGGAGAUCUCACUGACUGAAAACUGGCUCAUCUUCAUAACACGUUCUGAUGGUGCGUUCUGGGCAUCAAAGCGGCCGUCCUGGAAAUUGGUAGGAGCUAUCGCAGCCGUGGACCUUGUAGCAACCUGCUUCUGCGCUUUUGGCUGGUUUGUCGGUGGACAAACCUCGGCUCCUACAAUCCUCCGCAUAUACGUUUUUUCUUUCGGGAUCUUCUGCAUCAUGAGUGGUCUUUAUUAUUUACUGCAUCGCUCUAAAAGCUUUGACAACAUCAUGCAUGGCAAGAGUCCGAGAAGUGACAAACAACGUUCGUUGGAAGAUUUCUUGGUUGCAUUGCAACGAGUGUCAUCGCAACAUGAGAAAAGCUCAUUAUCCAGUAUGGAGAGUGGGCAGGCUACUCGGGGAGUUUAAUUGUAUUCAAUAUGUUGUAGUCUGCUUUGCCGAUCGGAUGGUUCCUUGCACUGCUUGUUAUUUUCUAAGAUGGUGAGAGUGUUUGUU
Messenger RNA from Aspergillus heteromorphus CBS 117.55, 2871 nucleotides. Its product is annotated as plasma-membrane proton-efflux P-type ATPase. NCBI's taxonomy places the organism in Eukaryota, Fungi, Ascomycota, Eurotiomycetes, Eurotiales, Aspergillaceae. Gene Ontology annotation, cellular component: plasma membrane. The transcript is spliced from 4 exons. Gene Ontology annotation, biological process: regulation of intracellular pH; proton export across plasma membrane. Bases 1 to 2784 code for a protein of 927 amino acids. The record is from RefSeq and is a predicted model, not a curated record. Gene Ontology annotation, molecular function: ATP hydrolysis activity; P-type proton-exporting transporter activity; ATP binding.